GGAACCGAUAUACUGUAGACCCGUAAAAAAAACCCCCACCAUGUCGGUCGCCUUUGCUUCUGCUCGCCCAAGAGGCAAAGGGGAGGUCACCCAGCAAACUAUCCAGAAGAUGCUAGAUGAAAAUCACCACCUAAUACAAUGUAUUAUGGAUUAUCAGAGCAAGGGGAAAACGGCAGAAUGUACUCAAUACCAACAAAUCCUGCACAGAAACCUGGUUUACUUGGCAACAAUAGCAGAUUCUAACCAGAAUAUGCAGUCCUUGCUUCCUGCUCCACCAACGCAAAACAUCAACUUGGGCCCGGGAGGAAUGACUCAGAGUGCAUCCAGCCAGUCUCUCCAUUCACAGAGCAAUCUCAGCGAUGCGAUUGGGACGGGCCUUCCUCCUUCCUCCCUCAUGCAGAGUCAGAUUAGCAACGGUCCUAAUCACGUGUCUAUGCAGCAGUCAGGCCAGAACACUAUGCCCACGACCUCUCUGAGUAUGACUGUCAGCAGUCAUGGAACUGGGCCUGGUUAUAGCCAUACAGUGCCUGCAUCUCAGAAUGUGCCCAUGCAAGGCCAGGGGUCAAUAGGCAAUUAUGUCUCUCGAACAAACAUCAACAUGCAGUCUAAUCCAGUCUCCAUGAUGCACCAGCAAGCAGCAACGUCACAUUACAACUCGGCGCAAGGAGGGAGCCAGCAUUACCAGGGGCAGUCCUCCAUCGCCAUGAUGAGCCAGAGCAACCAGGGCAACAGCAUGAUGGGCCAGCGACCCAUGGGCCCCUACAGAGCUUCACAGCAAGGUUCCUCGCAGCAGUACAUGGGUCAGGAAGAAUAUUACAGCGAACAGUACAGCCAUGGACAAGGCUCCUCAGAACCUAUGAAUCAGCAAUACUAUCCAGAUGGACAUGGGGAUUAUGCCUAUCAGCAGUCAUCCUAUACUGAGCAGAGCUAUGACAGGUCAUUUGAUGACUCUACACAACACUAUUAUGAAGGAGGAAAUUCUCAGUAUAGCCAGCAGCAGGCAGGAUACCAACAGGGAGCUGCACAGCAGCAAACAUAUUCCCAGCAGCAAUACCCAAAUCAACAAAGUUACCCAGGACAACAGCAAGGAUACGGUCCUGCACAAGGAGCCUCCUCACAGUAUUCCAGCUACCAACAGGGACAGGGGCAGCAAUAUGGCAGUUACAGAGCUUCUCAGACAGGCCCAUCCGCUCAGCAGCAGAGGCCCUAUGGCUACGAGCAGGGACAAUAUGGAAAUUACCAGCAAUAA
Messenger RNA from Tauraco erythrolophus (red-crested turaco), 1249 nucleotides. RefSeq names its product SS18L1 subunit of BAF chromatin remodeling complex (gene SS18L1). Gene Ontology annotation, biological process: positive regulation of transcription by RNA polymerase II; positive regulation of dendrite morphogenesis. Gene Ontology annotation, molecular function: transcription coactivator activity. The record is from RefSeq and is a predicted model, not a curated record. Gene Ontology annotation, cellular component: nucleus. Lineage: Eukaryota; Metazoa; Chordata; Aves; Musophagiformes; Musophagidae.